Messenger RNA from Argiope bruennichi, 2029 nucleotides. RefSeq names its product lachesin-like. The record is from RefSeq and is a predicted model, not a curated record. Gene Ontology annotation, cellular component: neuron projection. Lineage: Eukaryota; Metazoa; Arthropoda; Arachnida; Araneae; Araneidae. The transcript has 10 exons. The coding region runs from base 1 to 1305 and encodes 434 amino acids.
AUGAGGAAAAUUCACGGCGUUCUGCUGUGUCUCUGCCUCACGCUCCAGCACUUCACGCGAGCACACCCCAGAGCUGAUUUAGAGCCGGAAUUUGUCGGUGAACCCACUAAUGUGACGGUUACCGAAGGCUCAACUGCACUUUUAACGUGUGUUGUGGAAAAUUUGGGAUUUUAUAGAGUAGCUUGGAUUCGAGUAGAGAGCCAGACUAUUUUAAGCAUCCACACCCACAUCAUUACUCGCAACUAUCGCAUUACUUUAGAUCACAAGAACCGCCAGAACUGGAAUCUUGCUAUUGCAAGUGUGGAAGAGUCUGACAGAGGACAGUAUAUGUGUCAGAUAAAUACUGUGCCUAUGAAGAAGAGAAUUACGUAUCUUGAAGUUUUGGUUCCACCGAAAUUUGUGGAUCGCGGAGAGAACGAAGUGAUGGCCCGAGAAGGCACAAACAUUACAUUGAGCUGCAAGGUGAAAGGUUAUCCACCCCCUACUGUAACAUGGGAAAGAGAAGGAGGACAAGAAAUAUCUGAAAACAUAGGGCGUUCAACACAAGGUGAAGACUUGCAUAUUGUGAAAGUAAGCAGACUGCAUAUGGGAAUGUAUGUUUGCACUGCCACUUCAUCCUUCUACCAGGGACCAGCGUAUCAACCUGUGACUAGAAAUAUCAUGCUGCACGUGCUUUUUCCUCCAAUGAUUUGGAUUCCUCAUCAGUUGAUAUUUGCAUCUCUCGGUGAUACAGUUUCCUUGGAUUGUUACACAGAAGCUUUCCCGAUGUCCAUUAAUUACUGGACAAAAGCUGAUAGCUGCACCAUACUGCAGCCGAGUGAAAAGUACUCUGUCAGUAUAUCUGACAAUAUCUAUCAAGUGAGCAUGAAACUUGUCAUCACUGCAGUUGACCAGGAAGAUUUUGGCAGCUACAAAUGCAUAGCUAAGAAUUCUCUUGGUUCCACGGAAGGAGUUAUUAGACUUUUUGAGGCCAAAGUUUCGAUCUAUAACCGAAAAGAGGAAGUGGAUGCAGAAGAGGAAGAAGAAGAAAAAAGUAAAGAUGAAACGGACACCACGUACCGAGAAACGUAUGAAGAAGUGCGGAUCAAAGGUAAAUAUGCAAGCUAUGAACUAAUGAGGAAUACCAACACCAAAGAAAGUCGGCUUCCAAAAAGUGCUCACUUAGAGAGACAGCGGAUUUCAAAUUUCAUUACAGCUUUGAAUUGUGCUGACUGCCUGAGGGACGGCGGAGCGUUUUCCCGGCUUUUCAUUGCGACCGUUUGGAUCUGUCACUACCUUUCGUCCAAACUGAUGGCCCUUAAGUGAGGAUGCUUUUGGGUUCGUGAGCGAGAGAGUGCGAGAUAUAAAACUGUGAGAAAGUGAGAUAAAACGAGAAAUUGGAUCUUUUCUUCUCAGACAUUUACUUUCUUGAAGGAAAUGUGAAAAAAGUGAAAAUAUCUUCAUCUUUUUUUUUUUUUUGAAUUGUCACUAUGCAAUAUUUAUGAGUUAUAGAAUGACCACCAAACAAUUUCUUCAUUAUAAAAACAAUUGAUGUUGCAAGCACAAUAACCUAAAUUAAUCUCAAUGCUUAAAGAAAACCACAACCGUUGGAAAAAUUGUUGUGAUUAGUUUACAAUAAUUUUUUGUAUAUAUAGCAAUAAAUGAAUUGUAAGGUUGUGGACUUUCAUAGUUAUAGUAUCAAAUUUAUUAGAAAGUUGGAUAUUUUGAAUUAAAUAAUAUCACCCAUAAUGUUGUUUAUUCGGUUGUUGGAAAGGUUAUAUUUGCCAUUCUACAACUGUAUGUCGAAGGUUGACUUCAGGGAUUAAAAUUCUUGUAAUUAUUUAGUAUCAGCUUAUCAUCACUUAAUCUAUUUACACACUUACAAUAGUUCUUUCUAAAAUGCAUUAAGAAGGAAAUACCGAAUUUGUUAUAAAUCUUAUCUGGUUGUAGAAUUAAUACAUAUUUCUAUUAGGCAUGUUUAAUUUUAGUUAAUAUCCUUCUUUUGUACUAGCAAUUUCUUAUUAAAUGUAACAGACGUUUCCAUAACUUU